This is a messenger RNA of Coffea eugenioides, 2355 nucleotides long. RefSeq names its product sodium/hydrogen exchanger 1. The transcript has 14 exons. Gene Ontology annotation, cellular component: membrane. The coding region runs from base 410 to 2002 and encodes 530 amino acids. The record is from RefSeq and is a predicted model, not a curated record. Gene Ontology annotation, molecular function: sodium:proton antiporter activity. Gene Ontology annotation, biological process: sodium ion transport; regulation of pH; proton transmembrane transport. NCBI's taxonomy places the organism in Eukaryota, Viridiplantae, Streptophyta, Magnoliopsida, Gentianales, Rubiaceae.
CACCUUUCUUUGCUUCAGCGUGCGCAUAACUACCAAAAAAACCUACGCAUUCAACCUAUCCAUACAUUAUUGCCUGGUAGUAGAUACUACUAUAAAAGUAAGAAAGAGAAAGGUGUCACGGUAUUCUUGGACUAUUCUGCUCCUUUCCAGAAAUUUCAACGUCUUCCCACUUCUUCCCGAGUUAGGUUCACCUUUUUGCUCGCUUUUAAGCUGAAUACUCGUUGGAUAAUCUUGAUUACCCUUCCCUUUACUGUUGGUCCAGAAUCCAAGAAAAAUUGCGUUUUUCUUCCAUUUGUGUUUCUCAUGGAGAGUCCAGAGACGUGAAAAAUUGCGUGUAACCAUCUGAUUAAAUCAGCAUUUCGUUUGAUUUUCCCGGGAUUUUACUGAGGAGACGAAUAUAACAGAGAAAAUGGGUCUGAUGGAAUUAACUACAACGUCUGAUCGCGCGUCAAUUGUGUCCAUAAAUCUGUUUGUGGCAUUGCUUUGUGGCUGUAUUGUAAUUGGCCAUUUGCUUGAGGACAACCGAUGGAUGAAUGAAUCUAUUACAGCCCUGAUUAUUGGUUUGUGUACUGGAGUUGUUAUUUUGCUGUUAAGUAAGGGAAGAAGCUCGCAUCUGCUUGUGUUUAGCGAAGAUCUUUUCUUUAUAUAUCUGCUUCCGCCUAUCAUAUUUAAUGCUGGGUUUCAGGUGAAAAAGAAGCAAUUUUUUCGUAAUUUCAUCACUAUUAUGCUUUUUGGAGCUGUGGGUACCCUAGUUUCAUGGGCAAUAAUAUCAUUAGGUGCCACUCAAAUCUUUAGUAGAAUGGAUUUUGGCGAUUUUGAUAUUGGGGAUUAUCUAGCCAUUGGUGCAAUAUUUGCCGCAACAGAUUCUGUAUGCACUUUGCAGGUGCUACAUCAGGAUGAGACCCCCCUGCUUUACAGUCUGGUUUUUGGAGAAGGUGUUGUGAAUGAUGCUACAUCAGUGGUGCUUUUCAAUGCCAUUCAGGGCUUUGAUAUGUCAAAUAUUGAUCCUAAAAUCGCCCUGCAUUUUAUUGGAAAUUUUCUUUAUCUAUUCUUUACUAGCACCGUCCUGGGGGUAAUCGCUGGAUUGCUUUGUGCUUACAUCAUCAAGAAACUGUAUUUUGGCAGGCAUUCAACUGAUCGUGAGGUGGCUCUAAUGAUGCUUAUGGCUUAUCUAUCCUAUAUGCUGGCAGAAUUAUUAGAUUUGAGUGGCAUUCUUACGGUGUUCUUUUGUGGGAUAGUUAUGUCCCACUACACCUGGCACAAUGUGACUGAGAGUUCAAGAAUUACUACCAAGCAUACCUUUGCAACUUUGUCAUUUGUUGCCGAGAUUUUCAUCUUUCUUUAUGUCGGUAUGGAUGCAUUGGACAUUGAAAAGUGGCGUUUUAUCAGUGAUAGUCCUGGAACCUCAGUUGCCGUGAGUUCAAUUUUGCUAGGCCUGGUUUUACUUGGUAGGGCAGCUUUUGUGUUUCCCCUAUCCUUUUUAUCUAACUUGGCCAAGAAAUCUACAAGUGAUAAGAUUUCCUUCAAACAGCAAGUCAUUAUAUGUUGGGCUGGCUUGAUCAGAGGUGCUGUGUCUAUGGCACUUGCAUAUAAUAAGUUCACUAGCUUGGGACAUACUAACUUGCGAGGAAAUGCAAUAAUGAUCACUAGCACCAUUACUCUUGUUCUUUUUAGCACAGUGGUAUUCGGCUUAUUGACAAAGCCGCUUAUAAGGUUGUUGCUGCCACCUUUGAAACAUGCCACCAGUGCUGCAUCUUCUGACCCUAAUUCUCCCAAUUCACUCGGUGUUCCGCUAAUCAGCCAUUCACAGGACUCUGAUAGUUUUUUAAGCGGGCAUGACAUCCCACGGCCAUCUAGUAUACGCAUGCUUUUGACAACACCAACCCACACCGUGCAUCGUCUCUGGCGUAAGUUUGAUGACAGAUUUAUGCGUCCUGUGUUUGGUGGGCGGGGGUUUGUUCCUGUUGUUCCUGGUUCCCCUACAGAAGGUAAUCUAAGUUAAAUGUCUGCACUGCAUGAAUUAAAAGCAAAAGAUAGAGACUCACGGGAGAUGUGCUCUCAACAAGGGUUGGACUUGCUGACCGAGUAUUUUGCUGUAAUUUCUAUGUAAAUUACCUUGCCAAGCUAACAUCAAGUUUUGUAUAGAUCAAAAACUACCAUGUAUACAUACUUGUGUCCAUAUAUGCAUAGGUAGAUGGUUGAAUAAGAGUUGUCAUAUUGGCAGUUGCCCAGCAUUCAACCAAGAAAAUCCUGUUAGAUUGCGGGGAUGUGAACUGUCAUAAAUUAGAAGACAAGUGGAGAAACUUUCCUCUUUCUUUUGACUUGAAAAGAGCAGUUUAACUUUCGUGUUCUUAA